Molecule: messenger RNA, 5174 nt
Organism: Diachasmimorpha longicaudata
Lineage: Eukaryota; Metazoa; Arthropoda; Insecta; Hymenoptera; Braconidae
Product: apoptosis-stimulating of p53 protein 1-like
Exons: 11
Coding region: 835-4269 (1144 amino acids)
Biological process (GO): regulation of apoptotic process
Cellular component (GO): nucleus
Molecular function (GO): p53 binding
Source: RefSeq, a predicted model, not a curated record
GUUCGUCGACGACUGCGGAGAGACGCGUAUCGUCAAUUAACUAAUUCGUUGUUACUUCGCGAUAAUUCAUAAUAGAAGAACAAUAAACUUUGAUUUAUCAAAUGUUAACGGUAAUUAUUCGCCUGUGUAAAAGUAGUGGUAAGGGUGAAGAGAAAAUAAAAUAAACAAUUAUUAAAUUAUAAAAUUAAAUAAGUUAAUGUUAGUGGCAUUUUAUCGAGUGAAACUGAUCUCGUUUUUUUUUUGUUACCGUUCUGCUACGUCCAAUGAACAAUAAAAUGAAAUGACGCCUGGAGGAUUCACCAGAGAAAUGCACGGGUAUUUUCACCUGAAUGACAUGAAUUAUUAAUGCGACCUCCGAGUGCAGAAAGAAACUGGCACACAACCCGGAGACCCCAAAACCUCCGAGUAAAUAAAAACCAAAAGGAACACCGGAAAAGCAUUCGAAUAGAGGGAUAAAAGUCAAGCCAGUGGAAUAUUUCACGUUGAACAGUAGACGAAGUUAAGAACACGAGGGGAGAGAAAAAAAGUAGUGGAGAGGAAAACCGUGUGUGGAAAAAGGAGUGGCCCCGAGCGGCCGUAAAAUCAACAGGUCUGUGUGUGUACUCCAUGAAAAGGCGCUGGGCGAAGUUAUAAUACUACCUCCACCCACCUCCCUCCAACGGUAUACGCAAGACGGAGAAGUCGGCGAGUAGAUUGCAAAAAGUGAAUGUUACCGGUGAUACGAAUUUUCAAAGAACUAAUCCAGUGAAAUAAGCAAAAAUCAACGAACAAAUAUCGCUGGUUAAUUAUCCACUAAAGGACAAUUCGAAGAUGUAGAGACAUAAAGUCUGCAAGAUGCUAGCUUGUGUUUAUCCGGCGGAGAGCUUCAAAACGAAAGCGGUUACAGUGAAGCUCAAACAUGGGGGUCGCUCCAAGAAGAAGACAAAGUUACUGUCGGUGAAGGAGAGACCUGGGAUCGCCAAGCUCGAGAUUCCAGUCACCCCUUUGAGGGACAAUGAGUUACCAGUGGGCGGGGGUGGGGCCGUGCUGGUGCUCAGCGAACUCGAGAGCAUGGCAGCUAGGCAACAGCGAGAGAUUGCUCAGCAGAGACGUCUCCUUGAACAACGAGAAGCCCGGCUGGCCGUGCUUCGGGGCGCCCAGGAACCAGCACAGCAAGAAAGACUCGCCAGACUGCGUCAUCGGCUUGAUCAACAGCAGAGCAAGCUCAAUAGGCUGAGAUUGCUCAGGUCACAGACUGAUCAAUCAAGGGCCAACAAUGCUACACUGACUUCAGAUCUAGACUGCAUAAGGGCCCUAUUCAAUGAAAAGGAGAAGGAACUCUCGCUGGCGGUGGCUAAAGUUGAAGAGCUAACACGACAACUGGAGGACUUACGUGGUCGACACAAUGCUAAUGGUGGUGGUGGACAAGUACCAUCGGCUGCUAGUGCUGAACUUGAAAAAUUACGCAGAGAGCUCAUGUACCGAAAUAAAAUGAAUGAACAGCAGAACCAGGUGGUAUCCCAACAACGGCUUGUACUGGCACAACGACAAGCGGAAAUGGCAUCAAUUGAUGCAAGGAUAGCCCAGCUGCAGGGAAGAUUACAGCGUAAACGAGCGCUGAAUCAGCGUCUACUCAGUCAGCAGUUGAACAAUCGUCCGUCUGGGCCAACAAAUAGCCCUGGAUUUGAGCCUCCAACUAAGCAGCAGGACUUUACGACUGCCCCGAAAUUACGUCCAGCGGGUAAUGUUGCUGCUAUUGAGCCAUACAGUCACAUACCAAAUGACAGUGACUUCAAUUUGAAUAAAAAUGAUCCGAAAUAUCAGACACUGCCGUACAAUACUAAAUUCACAGUGAAUCUCAAGCCCAUUGAGGACGAUGUUAAUAAAAAUAAUAUUCAGCAUAGUCAGAGUGCAUCGCAGAUUGGACAGAGAUCGACUUUGCAGCAGUUGGGACAUCAAAUUGCCCACAGCCAAUCUCAAUCUCAUAUUCAAGGUCAAUCGCAAUUGCUGGGACCAGGCCAGCCGCCGCAAUCUCCGCAGCAGCCGCAACAGCCGCAGCAAAACAGUCCCCAGUAUCCCACCUCCAACUUCCUCAUAAACUCAUCCAAUAACAACAAUAAUACCAACAACAACAACAACACCACCAACAACAAUAACAACAAUAAUAAUAACAAUCCCCCAUCAAAUUCGACGCCCUCAAAUUUCCUCCAAGAAUCUCAGCCCCAGCUGACAAGGCACCAGACCACGUCCAGCGUUCCCCAAAAGUCCCAGCAGAGUACAACGAACACUUCCUCCAAUCAGACCCCCCAAGACACCCGACAGUCCAUGACACAAGCCCACAAUCAUCGAAACCUCCAGAGCCACCAGAAACCAGUGUCCUCCGUGGCCCCAAGUUUUCCAGUGAAAUCGCCGAUUUAUCAAACAUCGUCGAUUAAAAUCAAUCCCGUAAUGCCCCAGACAUUGAGUUUAAUAGGUAGAGGUCACUCAGGCCCCCAGGGCUACACCGACCGGGUCAACCAACAAAACUCAAGUCCCCAGGGCCAACAACAGCAGUCUGUGACAGCAACAAAUGACAACUAUCCCUCGAGGCACCAGCAAGCCUACCAGGGACAAUUCAAUCAAAUCAAUCAGGGAUACAAAAAUUCCAAUUUCUCACAGCCACAAAAUUCGAUUAAUGCCAAUUAUCCGGGUUACGGAGCGGGUACCUACAAUCAGAUACAAAAUACCGAGUGUCAGAAUGAUAGGGUGAAGGCUGAUAAGUUCGAGAGUAAGCAUGAUAAUCAGAGAUUCGAGGUACCCACUAAAUUAGAGGCGAAUCACAAGUAUGAGCAUGGGGGAUUGGCGGCAACGCAUCAGUAUGGCAAGCACGAUCACUCGGGCUUGGGGAUGUUGAAGGGAGAUAAGGUGGACAAUGUGGGACAGAAGUAUGAGGGUAAUCAGGGUAAACACGAUCACGGGGUUAAGUUCGAUCCGCCGAUUAAGGGGGAGUCGAAGGGGUUCGAAGGGGAGAGGAAGGGGAAUUUUGGGGAGGGUAAGGACGACAAGACCAAGCCGGCGUUACCACCCAAACCUGUCAAACCGAAUCCACCGCCAAGGCUGAAUAACCAGGAUAAGGGUGAUGGCGGUGGGGAGACUGCGGGAGAUGCUAAAAUCAACGUCACUAGGUCUGAGAAGGAAGAGGAAGUGCCACCGAUUCCCACGAGCGAGCCUCCAGACUCGCCGAACGAGGCCCCAGUCACUGGCCACCAAAUAAUAAAAGCUCGCCCACUGACCUUGAAAAAAGCCCUCCUGUCGGAACAACCCCGACUUCGAUAUGCCAAAUCAAACGUUCACGUAUCGAUAAAUCGUAGAAUUGAAAUGCCACCGGCAUUUCUAUUCCCAGAGACUGAAAUACCCGCUGAUCUUAUGCAAACUGAUCAACAACAAAAUACCCCAGAUGUAACGGAUCAUAUAACUCUUAAGCAGAUUAAUCACAACGCCGACGACACCAAUUGCAACGAUAAAUUGGAAGAUUCCGAUAUUGUCGAUGCGCUGAAUGUCAUUAACAUCGAGGAUAAACUGAAAAAGGAGGUGAAGCACGAAGUCGAAGCUGAAGGCAAGGGGAGUGACGUGAUAAGGAGGAAAAAGGGCAAUUUAAAAUCCACAACGGGGAAAGCAAAUUUAUCGAGGCGGGUCUCUUUUGACCCACUCGCUCUACUGCUGGAUGCCAGCCUUGAGGGUGAACUUGAGCUCGUCAAGAAGACGGCCAAGGAAGUGGCCAACCCCAGCUCCGCCAAUGACGAGGGAAUAACAGCACUGCACAAUGCCAUUUGUGCUGGACAUCUGGAGAUUGUCAAGUUCCUGGUGGAGUUCGGCUGCGAUGUCAAUGCACAGGAUAGCGAUGGAUGGACACCUCUGCAUUGCGCAGCGAGCUGCAAUAAUCUCGCUAUGGUGAGAUUUCUCGUGGAACACGGUGCAUGCAUAUUCGCAACAACACUCUCUGAUCAUGAAACAGCGGCGGAGAAGUGCGAAGAGGAUGAGGAGGGAUUUGAUGGAUGCUCUGAGUACCUGUACAGUGUUCAAGAAAAGCUGGGCAUUAUGAACAAUGGACAGGUGUUUGCAGUGUUUGAUUAUGAUGCACAACAUAAUGACGAGCUGACAAUGAAAAAUGGCGAUCAGCUGGUUAUUCUGCGAAAGGGAGAUGACAAUGAACGAGAGUGGUGGUGGAGCAAGCUUGGGCACAGAGAGGGCUAUGUUCCAAGGAAUUUGUUGGGGCUGUAUCCAAGAGUACAACCAUCCAAGACAGACUAGAAGCUGACAUAUCUGCAUAAACAGAGGAAGAAAGAAAUUAAAAAGAAAAUGAGAACUUUUAUCACCACAGUAUUCAAUUUGCAGCUUUAUCUUAUUAGGUAUUCGUCAUAGUGUAUUUUUAAUGUUACAUAAAUAUUAUAUUAUUUAAAUCGUGCGUUAAAGUCGAAGUCAAAAUCCUGCAAUGUGUUUUGUAGAUGAAAAUAUUCUCUAUUUUAAUCUUCUUUCAAUCGACCGAUCAAAUUUACGCAUUUAUCACCUCUGCGGUACUUAAAUGUUUUAUUAACAAAUGAAAUUACACGAAGUAAUUGAUCUUUUUAGACAAUCGCCCAGUUUGUUUCACCUAAAUGUUUUAUGUUUAGAUGAAUUCAAAUUGUUAUUAUUUUUUAGUAAUUUUUAAUCCUCAAUUAUAUAUAUUUUCUUGUUAAUCUCGAAUUUUUCUCAAUGCAAUGGAGAUAAAGCACAGAAUUAUUCGGAUUUGAAGAAUAUUCAAUUUUCAUAAAUCUGUUUUCCAAGCUUGCCAAUAGAUAUUAUAAAUAUUGUAAAAUUUCAUGUUUUAAUUUUAGUCAGAUCGAUCGCCAAUGGUUUCAUCAAUAUUGAAGAAGGGAUAAAAUCAUAGAAAUAGAUGAAAUUAUAACCAUCGAUCAAACAGACUGUUUUUAAUUAAUGAGGGAUUUUUUUUUAAUAUGAGGCUCGAUCAAACGGUAUUUUAUGCCACUUUCAUUUGUAACGUAGUUUUUAGGUUGCAAGAAUGUGCACAGAGCGCUGCCUCGCCAAAAAAUGGAAGGAAUAAUUAUUGAAUGGAUAUUAAUUGUCCCAAAAAUAUUAAAAAAUGUGUGCCUUUAAACGUAAUAAUGACUAUGUAAGAUUGCACGGUAUAUUGAAAAUAAUAAAUUGUUUUUUUGAUA